AACCAGUUUGUCUCCGUAAGCCACAAACAGCGACUGCAAGCUGUUCUAUCGCAUCGACCGGUCGCCAAGUGGAUGUGCUAAUCUAGUUCAGUGUACGCGAAGAAAAUUAGUUAGUGCAAAGUGCUUGAAGUGAAGUCCUCGUCCGACCGUCCGUUCGCCCGUCCUCGUCCACCAGGAUGGAUGUCCUGCUCAGAUACCGUAGAAUGGCGUUCCCAAAAAGAUAUGCAGAAUUCGUCGCACUGAUUGCAAUCUCGUGCACCUUGUUCCUGUUCCUGCACACCCAGAGCCUGACGUCCCGGCUCCGUGAGAUGGAAGAUAAAUUGCAACCAUCGUCAUUAAUGUCAGGCAGCGGUUUAAGUGGUAAUUCAAUUAGUCAAGCCGCCACGGGGACCGCCAACCAUCAUCUUCAGCACCGGCCGGGUGAAAGUAAUCUUCACCACACGUACAACUACCUGAAAAGUACCGGACAGAUGCAAACCCUGAGUGCCCGUGACCUGAACAACACUCGCCGAUCCGAAGUACCGAUAAUUUUUUUCAACCGGGUUCCGAAAGUGGGCAGCCAGACGUUCAUGGAGUUGCUGCGCCGGCUAUCGAUCCGCAACGACUACACCUUCCAUCGGGAUGUCGUGCAACGGUUGGAGGUUAUUCGUCUCUCUCCCGACCGUCAGCAGGAGCUGGCCGAAAUGGUUACCGACCUACCGAUGCCAUCGGUUUACGUCAAGCACGUGUGCUACACUAAUUUCACCCGUUUUGGUCUACCGAUGCCGAUCUACGUGAACAUGGUUCGUGAUCCGGUGGAGCGUAUCAUCAGCUGGUACUACUAUGUUCGUGCUCCCUGGUACUUUGUUGAACGAAAGCAGGCUUUCCCCGAUCUUCCUCUACCAGAUCCUCGCUGGUUGAAGAAGGAUUUCGAAACUUGUGUUCUGCAGGGUGAUCCGGAAUGUACCUACGCUCAAGGUGCCAUCCACGAAGGGAUCGGAGACCAUCGUCGACAGUCACUAUUCUUUUGCGGUCAUGAUGAACAGUGCCUACCAUUCAAUAGCCCUGGAGCUCUGGAACGCGCUAAGUACGCCGUCGAGAGCCAGUACUCCGUCGUAGGUGUACUGGAAGAUUUUAACACUACGUUGGCCGUGCUUGAACGAUAUAUUCCCAGAUUUUUCUCCGGUGCGACUUCGGUUUAUUUCAAUGAGGUCAACCUGCUGCAGAAAAUCAACAAAAAUAAUUUCAAACCUCCGGUUAGUGACGAAAUCAAGGAACUGGUCCGACGAAACUUUACCCGAGAAAUCGAAUUCUAUCAGUUCUGUAAACAGCGGCUAUACAAACAAUAUCUUGCGACGCAGCUACCACACAAAUGAAUGCUAACCCGUUCGCUGUGACAGUUGAACAGCUUCCCUAUAAAGGAAAGAUACUCACCCCUUGCUGAAAUCACCCACAGCAGGUGGAAACGGAGCGCAAAUGGGAAGCAAACUUAAAGUUCCACCAUUGCAAAACAUGUCUUCAUUUCAUUAAGCAACUACAAAAAAAACGCGUAGCCGCAUCCUUAUUUAUACAAAUCACGCACGCAUAUCGCAUACAGUUCAUAUUCGAGUGUAAGUAAGUUAUCGAAACCAUCGUAGAUCGUAGGAUGUUUUUAAAUGCAACCAUACAAACAAAUAAACAAAAAAAGUUAAACUUUGAAUGUGAUAGGGACAAUUGAAGAAAUUAAAAGUGUACAUUACAUAUUUCGGAUAUUUCCAUACGCGAAUGGUUGGUGAGGAAUACAAAAAAAAUUCAGCAAAACAUAUCACCAUCAACACACAUCGUUGCGCUGAUUAGCCAGCGGAUUGUAUUAGAAUCCUAGUAGAUUACUAGCCUGUAGACUUACUGUAGAAAGUAUUAAAUAAAGCCUAACU
This is a messenger RNA of Topomyia yanbarensis, 1892 nucleotides long. It is a transcript of the gene pip, whose product is annotated as heparan sulfate 2-O-sulfotransferase pipe. The record is from RefSeq and is a predicted model, not a curated record. NCBI's taxonomy places the organism in Eukaryota, Metazoa, Arthropoda, Insecta, Diptera, Culicidae. Gene Ontology annotation, cellular component: membrane. Bases 177 to 1355 code for a protein of 392 amino acids. Gene Ontology annotation, molecular function: sulfotransferase activity. The transcript is spliced from 5 exons.